Molecule: messenger RNA, 1648 nt
Organism: Lactuca saligna
Lineage: Eukaryota; Viridiplantae; Streptophyta; Magnoliopsida; Asterales; Asteraceae
Source: the annotation of a GenBank genome assembly
UAGGGACAAUUUCGCAAUUUCAGGUGAAAGAAUUUUUGCCGAAAACCAAAAACGAAUGUCCUCUUAUGAAAUAGUUUUGAUAGUGCCAGGGGCUUAGUGCGAAUAAUCGUUCGAGUUUUGAGGGAGCACACACAUACGCCCAUUCGAUGCAUAAAUUUGGGCGAAUUCAAAGCGUCUCGCUCCCUUCGUUUUCGAAGGAAAAUCAGAGACGAUAAUGGCAACUACGAUCACUCUUAGUUCCACUUGUACGCUUUUCCUAUUAUUCACUUUGCACGGAUUCUUUUGGCUCUCGUUUUGCUCUGAUCACGUCCCUCUUCCACUUAAAGCCAUUGAUGUGGGACAACCAGCUGUUGAUGUCACCCCUACACAAAUUCAUGUCUCCUCUCAAGGAUCUAAAGAUGUUGCAUUUUGUGAACGUGUUACUAUACAUGGCAUAUCAAGAAUAAAACUCCAUAGUUAUGCCAAAGCAUAUCGAGUAACAGUGGUUCCAUCAGUUGUGAUCCCUGACAAAUGGCAUAACAAGAUUCAAAUAUGUUUCCACCAGAAUGCUUCACUCGGGUUAUGCCAAUGUGAAAAAGAUGAUUGGAGAUUUAUUAAAAAGGGUUCAUGGAGUUCCAUUAUGUCACCAUUUGAGCAAAAGUUUGUUGAUGUGAAGUUUGUUGGUGGGGUGUCUGGCUCUGUAACUGUCACUCUUGAUGAAGUGUCACAGGGAUGGAGGUAUGUCUUACUUGCAGUGGGAUUUGCUUUAUUAUUCUUGGCACCUAUUGUUAGCACGUGGGUCCCCUUUUACUAUACCAGUUCUAUGGCUAUUGGAGUUUUUGCUGUUGUUCUCAUAAUCCUUUAUCAGGGGAUGAAAUUAUUGCCUACUGGCAGAAAAAGCGCCUUUUAUUUAAGUAUUUAUUCCACAUUGCUUGGAGCAGGAUCUUUUCUGGUUCAUUAUGUCUCUGAGUUUGUCAAUUCAAUCCUUGCAAAUUUUGGACUCAGUCAAGAGCUGCAGAAUCCGGUUUCCGUAUUUAUGCUGCUUGCCAUCAUACUUUUAGGAGCGGGACUUGGUUAUUGGCUGGUGCGCACUUAUGUUAUUUCAGAAGAUGGUGACGUGGACAUUGGCAUAGCCCAAUUUAUCAAAUGGGCAAUGCGUGUGAUUGCAGUCACAUGUAUUUAUCUGAGCUCUAUUGACACUCCUUUGGCAAUGGUAGCUGUUGGUUCUUCUAUAUCACUAUACUACAUGAUUACUUCUAUCAAGUGGCACAAUCAUCAAGGUCCGUUGAAAUCUAAAAAGUCAAAGAUCUGGGAAAGGAGUGGUCAACGCACACCAAAGAUUGGGCGUGCUGAAUUUCUUAGAAGGCCGAAAAAGAUUAGUCCAUGGAGUGCUCCGAUGAAUUCAUUUGCUUCCCCAGUCAAAGGAAUGGUGAACAACACAUCGGGAGGUAGAGGGUCAGCGGAAAGUCAACAUGACUUUUACUCAACGUUUCACAAGACCCCAAACAGAAAAAAGUUCUCAAAGAAAGAAUGGGAGGAAUUCACAGAGGAAUCAACCAGAGAAUCAGUUGCUGACCUGGCAUCUUCGCCUGAAUUCACUGAUUGGGUGAUGAAGAACGCCAACAGAAUCAAACUACUUCCUGAUAAUGGCUCAGUUCUCAUUGAAUGA